GAGGGAGGAAACACCGCCCAUCAGGUGUGUACUCACACAGUGACUCACAUUGUCACCACCGAGGAAGAUUCACUAAAACGGGCUCUUUUACUCCGACAGUGUGCGGCGACAUUUGCGUUCAAUAAAAGUACAUGAAGGGACUUUUACAGAGGAACUAACCGGCUGGAGUCGAGGCAGAACAAAUGUUUUCUCUCAUGUAUCGGAUAUGGCCUCUGCUUCUCCUGGGAGGACUCGCGCUACCAGGGGUUCGACAUGUCAGUGGAAUGGAAAUAUACACUCCAAAAGAGUUGGAAGCGGUCAACGGGACAUCUGUGAAACUGAAGUGCACCUUCACUUCAACUCACCCAGUGUCGACUAAGUCCUUCACCGUGGCCUGGAACUUCCGGCCCAUAAAUUCAGGAUCUGAUGAGACGGUGUUUUACUACCAGGGUGAACCUUUCCCUCCCACGGAAGGGCGCUUUAAAGGCCAUGCGGUGUGGUCAGGAGAUAUUAUGAGACGGGACGUUUCCAUCACCCUGCAUGAGGUGCCUCCGACCUUUAAUGGCACCUACAGCUGCCAGGUGCGCAACCCCCCAGAUGUGCACGGCAGCAGCGGAGAGAUCGUCCUCAGUGUCGUCAACAAAGUUUCCCUCUCUGAGAUCAGCGUCCUGGCAGCGGCAGUCGGAGGUGCCUGUGCUGUAAUCCUGAUCUUCCUCGCUAUCUUCGUGGCGGUGAGGUUCUACAGGAAAAAACGUACGGAACCCGACAUCGAGAUGCAGCCGCGGGAACAAGUGUGGAAGGACCCGACCGUGUGUUCACCCGAAGAGGCUAUACAUCUGACAGUUUUAAAGAAGGAGAAAGAAGUUGAUAGCUCAGAUGAUGAACAGUCUGAACCCAGCAGUGGAGAUGAUGAGGAAGAGGAAGGCCUUGAAGAGGAUGACGACGACGAUGAUGAUGAUGAUGAUGAUGACGACGACGAUGACGAUGAUGAUGGUGGUGGUGGUGAUGAUUAAUUGGACGCACUCGAUUGAUUAGAAUUGCCUAUCCCGUUACAACAUCAGCCUUAUUGCUAUUCGUUAACAUGAUUUAACAACUUGUAAUUUAUUCUUCAGAGCUCAGUGCAUUAUGGUCACUGAAUUACAGCAGAUAUUACCGUAAAUAUCGUCUUUUUUAUUAAACACAUUCUUCUUUGUUAAAACCUGGCACCUACAUUUCCCACAAUGCAACUCGACUGCCGACAGUUCGGACAGAUGCUGUGUUCCAUUUGAACUGGGAAGUCAGAAUGUCCAUGUUCCUAUUUGGAAUUUCAACUGGACCGCCCUCUGAAGUCGGAUUCAGACUCUGAAAGUCAGACAAACCUCACUAACCCCGACCUCAAAAACCAAGAUGGCUGCUCCGUGCAUCAACACUACAAAAAGCUUUAGUAAUGUACUAUUUAUAGCACUUCUGUCAUAUUAGAGUCUCAUUAAAUCAGUCGUACACACAGUACUGUCCAGCUUCUAUCUGUGGACAUGUUGCUAUGGUGAUUGUGUGCACAAUAUACCAGAGUAAUGCAUGUUAUCAACUGGUAUUGCCAACAAUAGCUUAUAAUGGCUAACCUGGCUGGAGCAAACCCCAUUAAGUUUUCUGACUUGUUGUACUGGAAUGCGGUCAACUCGGGUGUGACGUCAUUCCCAGCUCUGACUUCCAAUUUCUGAGGUAAAUGGAAUGCAGCAAGAGAUUCGGAUGUGUUUAUGCUAGUAGCGGCUAAUGUAGCCUUGAGCUUCAGAGCCAAAGAGGUCUGGCCGCUUCUUUGUAACUCCAAACAAGAUUGAUUUCAUUUUCAAACUUUGAGUCUUCAGCACCAACCAACGCUGACUCAAGUAACAUCAUGUGAGGCAGUAUCAGACUUCACUAGGCUCCCUCUGGAGCCACAAAUACAGUCACAUAUGCAGCGGUACUCCCCAACACCUGUAAACAGACUUUGAUGUGCAAACCGGCGUUCCCCUUUAAUUUCUAUGUUUUAUGAAUGUAGAUUGAUGGAUGUGAGUUUGUUGUACAUGACUGCUGUUAACUUUGCUUCUUUGUGCUAAUCUGACUGGAUUUCCAUACCGCUGCUGCUGGAAAGCUAUUUGCCUUAGAUCAAUGUUGUGAAAACUCAUGAAUUUUCAUGUUGAAUUAAUGGACUAUAGAUUUUUAAAGAGAAGAGCCAGUUUAAUUUGGCUCAUUGCUAAAACCACCCCAUACCAGUGCAGAAAGUGUUUGUUGAACUGUGGCAUUGCCAGAUGAUUCUCCUCUUCAAUUUCUAAAAGCAUCAGCCGAGAGUAGACAAAUCAUCAUUUUAAGAAAUAAACUGUGUCAUAGUGCAUUAUUUUUUGUUAUAUUUUUGGCUCCCAGAAAGUCCAUUGUGAAGAUUUAUGAGUGAUAAACAAAGCAAGGUGUUUACUGCAUUGGCAACAUUGCACAAGUGAUUUUGUAUUUAGAUUUUGUACAUAAUGUAAAAUAAGCAGAUCUUUACACUUUAAAAAAAAAAAGUCCUGAAAUAUUGUCAUAUCUAUCUCUAUUAAGUAACUGUGGAAUAAAGAACUGUUUUUGAAAUUA
Molecule: messenger RNA, 2559 nt
Organism: Sebastes umbrosus (honeycomb rockfish)
Lineage: Eukaryota; Metazoa; Chordata; Actinopteri; Perciformes; Sebastidae
Gene: mpzl2b
Product: myelin protein zero-like 2b
Exons: 5
Coding region: 183-992 (269 amino acids)
Biological process (GO): cell-cell adhesion
Cellular component (GO): membrane
Source: RefSeq, a predicted model, not a curated record